CUUUGUAGGGGGGUGAGAUGAUGGAGAGAGGUAUAACAUGCCUAUCACUGAGGGAAAUGAGAUUGUGAAAUGUGAAGGUGCAGAUGGAAGUAAGAAGUUAGAAUAUGGAGGAAAGGUGAUAUUGGCUCCAAUGGUUCGUAUUGGGACUCUCCCAAUGCGUCUUCUUGCACUGCAGUAUGGUGCAGACAUUGUCUACAGUGAAGAACUCAUUGACUGGAAGCUGCUGCGAUCUCGACGUGUUGAGAAUCAGAUAUUGGGGACAGUGGAUUAUGUGGAUGAAACAGAUGGGACUGUGAUCUUUCGGACUCAUCCCAAGUUGGAGCGGCAUCAAGUCGUUCUCCAGGUUGGGACCUCUGAUCCACAACGGGCCCUCCAAGUGGCCAAGAAAAUGGAAGGGGAUGUGGAUGGGAUAGACAUCAAUAUGGGCUGCCCCAAGGAGUUCUCAUUGAAAGGUGGUAUGGGAGCUGCACUCCUCUAUAAACCUGACACAGUAAAGGAAAUUUUGGAAACACUGGUCAAGAACAUUCCAAGAAAGGCCAUCAGUUGCAAGAUUCGUGUCCUGGAGGAUCUUGAAGAUACAUUGGCUCUGUGUCGAAUCAUUGAGAACACAGGAGUAGUUGCACUUGCUAUACAUGGUCGAACAAAAAAGGAGCGUCCUCAGUAUCCCAAUCGCAAUGAUGUUAUCUCCAGGAUAUCUCAGCAGCUUAAAAUACCAAUCAUUGCCAAUGGUGGAUCAAAGGAGAUCAAGUGCUUUGAAGAUAUUGAGAAGUUCCGAGAAGUCUGUGGGACAUCUAGUGUCAUGCUUGCCAGGGCAGCCAUGUGGAACUGCAGCAUCUUCAGAAAGGAUGGGAUGCUACCACUUCAUGAUGUCAUUCGAGACUAUCUUCGUCUCUGUGUGGAUUUUGACAGCCAAGCAACCAAUGUGAAAUAUGUAAUCCAGAACAUGAUUGGAGAACUCCAGAGUGAAACAUCAUGGGGACGUACCUUCCUUGGAGCUCAAACAUUGGAGGAAAUCUGUGCUGUGUGGGAAUUAGAUGAAUACUGGAAAGAGAAGCAGAAGGAGUUUGGUGCUCAAUUACACCAGGGCUCUGUUGCAGGAGCAAUGGCAGAAAUGGGUUCAUGUAGGAACAGAGUCAUAGAAAUGCCUGCCACAUUCCUAAGGAAGCAUUACAAAGACACUGAGCUUCCCAAUUGCAGGAAGUCCUGGGACCAACCCAUCUAUGAGACAAGGCAAGAAGAAAAGAUCUUUCGCUCCAUUGUCACACUCAAUGGGAUGAAAUUUACAUCUCUCCCAGGGAUAGAUGCCAAUGCCUUUGACCCGAAAGGACCUCUACAACAUCACGAGGCAGAUGAACCGAGCAGACCCUGC
Darwinula stevensoni is the source of this 1369-nucleotide messenger RNA. NCBI's taxonomy places the organism in Eukaryota, Metazoa, Arthropoda, Ostracoda, Podocopida, Darwinulidae. The record is from the annotation of a GenBank genome assembly.